GGGGCUGGGUGCCUGAAUCCUUGGGGGCUGCAGGGUGGGAGUGAGGCCCUGGUUCUGGAGGGCAGAGGAGUGCGUCUAUCUGUCCCUGGCACUGUGCCAGGCCUGAGUCACGCUGCUCACUCCCUUCCUCCUCCCCAGCUCUCAUUCACCUCCACACUGCAGCCAAGGGAGGCCCGCCCUGGCGUGGGCUGCUGCCUGUGGCCUUGGGCAGGCAUGAGCAAAGGGGCCAGGGGUUGCCUGUCCUCCCCCACCCUGUCGGGGCCUCCCUCCCCCUCUGCUGAGCCUCGGUUAAUUAUAACUCUGACCUAAGUGCCCUGUGACGUGGAGCCCGGGCCAGCCCUGCCCAGGAGACCCAGCAACCAGGUAGGGGAGGGCCUGAGAGGAGUCAGGCUUCCUGUGCAUGGGGAGUGUUUCUGUGGCAGGGCUGGGGACUCAGCCAGGGACUGGGGAGGGGGGCCUGGGGGAGGAAUCUUGGACCCCUCUCCUGGCAGGUGUGUAUGUCCCUAAUGGUCCGAUGAGGCCCUCAGGUUGUCUGGGUGACAGGGAGAGGGUGGGGAAGCCAGGCUGGAGCAGACGCGACUUUUGAGGUAAAGCAGGUGCCCAUGGAGACGCGCAGAGCCAGCCUGCCCUGGAAUCGCGGCUGCUUCCUCCUCCCUUGAGAGCCUUCUGUCUCCCAGGUCCAUGUCUCAGCCAUGCUCCCCACGGAGGUGCCCCAAUCCCACCCGGGCCCCUCAGCGUUGCUUCUGCUGCAGCUGCUGCUGCCCUCCACAUCUGCCUUCUUCCCCAACAUCUGGAGCCUGCUGGCUGCCCCUGGCUCCAUCACCCACCAAGACCUGACUGAGGAGGCAGCGCUCAACGUCACCCUUCAGCUCUUCCUGGAGCGGCCACCCCCAGGCCGCCCCCCUCUUCGUCUUGAAGACUUCCUGGGUCGAACACUCCUUGCUGAUGACCUCUUUGCCGCCUACUUUGGACCUGGUUCUUCUCGGCGGUUCCGAGCAGCCUUAGGUGAGGUGUCUCGUGCCAAUGCAGCCCAGGACUUCCUGCCGACUUCCAGGAAUGACCCCGACCUGCACUUUGAUGCUGAGCGACUGGGUCAGGGACGCACGCAACUGGUAGCGGCUCUGCGGGAGACCGUGGUGGCAGCCAGAGCCCUUGACCACACCCUGGCUCGCCAGCGCCUCGGGGCUGCACUUCAUGCCCUGCAGGAUUUCUACAGUCAUAGCAACUGGGUGGAGCUGGGUGAGCAGCAGCCACACCCUCACCUCCUCUGGCCAAGGCAGGAGCUCCAGAACCUGGCACAAGUGGCCGAUCCUACCUGCUCCGAUUGCAAGGAGUUGAGCUGCCCCGGGAAUUGGCUGGGCUUCACACUCCUCACCUCUGGCUACUUUGGAACUCAUCCCCCAAAACCUCCAGGGAAAUGUAGCCACGGGGGCCAUUUUGACCGGAGCAGCUCCCAGCCACCGAGGGGAGGCAUCAAUAAGGACAGCACAUCCCCAGGCUUCUCCCCUCACCACAUGCUGCACCUCCAGGCUGCAAAACUGGCCCUUCUAGCCUCCAUCCAGGCCUUCGGCCUUCUGCGAAGCCGCCUGGGAGACAGGGAUUUCUCCAGGCUGCUGGACAUCACCCCAGCCUCCAGCCUGAGCUUUGUCCUGGACACCACGGGCAGCAUGGGUGAGGAGAUCAACGCUGCCAAAAUCCAGGCUCGCCACAUUGUGGAGCAGCGGAGAGACAGCCCCAUGGAGCCUGUCCACUAUGUCCUGGUGCCUUUUCAUGACCCAGGGUUCGGCCCUGUCUUUACAACCAGUGACCCUGACAGCUUCUGGCAACAGCUUAAUGAGAUCCAUGCCUUGGGGGGUGGAGACGAGCCUGAGAUGUGCCUGUCAGCCCUGCAGGUGGAAUCCCUGACUCAGGAGCGGCGCUGCCGGGUAACAUUCCUGGUGACUGAAGAUACAUCAAGGGUUCAGGGCCGAGCUCGGCGUGAGAUCUUGUCCCCUCUGCGUUUUGAGCCAUACAAAGCAGUGGCCCUGGCCUCAGGAGGAGAGGUGAUCUUCACCAAAGACCAGCACAUUCGAGACGUGGCAGCCAUUGUUGGGGAGAGCAUGGCUGCCCUGGUGACUCUUCCCCUGGACCCUCCUGUUGUGGUGCCUGGGCAGCCACUUGUGUUCAGUGUGGACGGGCUGCUCUGGAAGAUCACAGUCCGGAUCCACGGAGACAUAAGCAGCUUCUGGAUCAAGAACCCUGCAGGGGUCUCCCAGGGCCAGGAGGAAGGUGUGGGUCCUCUAGGUCACACUCGCCGCUUUGGGCAGUUCUGGAUGGUGACCAUGGAUGACCCUCCACAGACAGGAACCUGGGAGAUCCAGGUCACAGCUGAGGACACCCCCGGGGUGAGAGUGCAAGCCCAGACCUCCCUGGACUUCCUCUUCCACUUUGGGAUCCCCGUGGAGGAUGGACCCCACCCUGGCCUCUACCCCUUAACUCAGCCAGUUGCAGGUCUCCAGACUCAGCUGCUGGUAGAAGUGACAGGAUUGGGUUCCAGAGCCAAUCCUGGGGAUCCUCAGCCGCAUUUCUCCCACGUCAUCCUUCGAGGGGUCCCAGAGGGUGCCGAACUAGGCCAGGUGCCCUUGGAGCCAGUGGGACCUCUGGAGCGAGGUCUCCUCGCAGCCUUGCUGCCGCCCACGCUGCUGUCCACCCCUAGACCCUUCUCCCUGGAGCUGAUUGGCCAGGACGCAGCGGGGCGGCGCCUGCACAGGGCUGCCCCUCAGCCUAGCACUGUAGUCCCUGUCCUUCUGGAGCUUAGUGGCCCCUCGGGUUUCCUGGCCCCGGGCAGCAAAGUCCCGCUCAGUCUCCGCAUCGCCAGCUUCUCGGGCCCUCAGGAUCUUGACCUUAGGACUUCCGUCAACCCCAGCUUCUCCCUCACCUCCAACCUCUCCAGGGCUCACCUGGAACUGAAUGAGUCGGCCUGGGGCCGCCUGUGGCUGGAGGUCCCAGAUUCAGCAGCCCCGGAUUCCGUGGUGAUGGUGACUGUGACUGCAGCGGGACGAGAAGCCAACCCAGUACCCCCGACUCAUGCCUUCCUCCGGCUCCUGGUAUUGGCCCCAGCCCCGCAGGACCAGCACGCCACCCCUACCGGCUCACCUGACACGAUCCUCACCACGGCCACCCCCGCCUUUUCCCCGUUCACAUUGGUGACUCAAGGCAGGGCUGGGGCAGGGCUGGCGGGCAGCCCCUGGUGGGGCACAGUUGGAGGGGUGCUGCUUCUGCUAGGUCUGGCCUCCUGGUGACACAACAGGCUCUAGAGGGAUGGGUCUCCAGCACUAUUUUCAACCUGCCCCAUUGGUAAGAAGACCUGGGACACAUUUGUCACAUAGGUCUUAGGACCUUACCUCUCCUAGCUGGGAUGAAGGUUCUCUUUUUUGAGACAGGAGUUUUGCUCGUUGCCCAGGCUGGAGUGCAGUGAUGCGAUCUCGGCUCACUGCAACUUCAGCCUCCCAGGUUCAAGCGAUUCUCCUGCGUCAGCCUCCCAAGUAGCUGGGAUCACAGGUGCCUGCCACCACGCCUGGCUAAUUUUUUAUAUUUUUAGUAGAGACAGGGUUUCACUAUGUUGGCCAGGCUGGUCUCGAACUCCUGAUCUCAGGUGAUCCACCUGCCUCUGCCUCCCAAAGUGCUGGGAUUACAGGCGUGAGCCACUGUGCCCGGCCAAUGAAGGUUUUCUUUCUCCAGCACAUCCUUUUCCUUUCUUAAAAACUUCGAGACUGGGGCUGGGUGCAGGGGCUCAUGCCUGUAAUCCCAGCACUCUGGGAGGCUGAGGCAGGAGGAUCACUUGAGCCCAGGAGGUUGAGGCUGCAGUGAGCUGUGGUCGCACCACUGCACUACAGCCGGAGCGACAGUGAGACCCUAUCUCAGAAACAAAACAAAACAAAACAAAACACCCUGCAAGACUGGGAUAGAGGGCAAUGGAUUUUCCCACAAUGCACUUUUCCUAACCCUAUGAGAAACAAACCAAAGACAUUUUUGGAGAAAGUUGCUUUCUGGAGCAGCUUCGGUUUUAUUUUUGUAUUUAAGGCUGAAGGGCAGUUUCAAUAAACAUGUCUUCUUCCCAGAGGGAUUUCAAAGAAAGAUCAUUUUUGCAUGUCAUAUAGGGGAGAAUGAACACAUGAGACACCAAGAAGAUGAAGUUUUCAGGAGCAGAGGAGAAACUUUACACCAAGAUGUCUGAACUUCAUUGACUCACUACCUGGAGCCAUUUUUUAGCUGUUGAGUUAAGAAACAGAAAAAGGAGCCUGGGGCUUCUGACUCUUUCACCAGGCUUAGGGGAGUGAGAGGAGGCUUUAGACACGGGUAGCGCCUCUUGGCCCCUUGGUGCAGCCCCGCUGAGCCAUCUCCUCCUUUGGCUGGGUGACUUUCUGCUGCCUUGACAACUCCUGGAGGAAAGGAGAAACAGAUGGGGCCUCUGGGCUCCUCCCAGCCCUGUAGGGUGGGGAUCCCGCCCUCUCUCUUGAAGUUUACCUGUUGCUGCCACAAGUUCUGCUCCCUUCGUCUUUCCUUUGAAUCCUGGGUGGUGCAGGAACUAGCCUUGUUCAGUGGACUUGGGGAGAACUGGAGGGGAAAUUCACUGUGUUUUCUGUUAAGCCAGCACUGAUCCCAACAACUCCCCUCUCUAGUCCAACUUCCCAAAAGUCUAAACUGAAAACAAUAAACUCACCUUCUCAUGAAUCAGAUUCUGCAAA
Molecule: messenger RNA, 4727 nt
Organism: Symphalangus syndactylus (siamang)
Lineage: Eukaryota; Metazoa; Chordata; Mammalia; Primates; Hylobatidae
Gene: VWA7
Product: von Willebrand factor A domain containing 7
Source: RefSeq, a predicted model, not a curated record